AGAUGACUUCAAGAAGUUAAGAGCAUUACUUGGUCAAGCUUCAAAAACCAAAACAAGCUGGAUAGAGAUGCUGUGGAUUUUUUCUUUCUUUCUUUCUUCCUUUCUUUUUGUGGCUCAAGGAAUGUUAUAGUUAAACAAAAGAAGUCAUGAUAAAAUGCAAGAGGAUCGAUUACAAAAACCAUAGGCCAGAAUAUCGUACAAUUUUUUUCUAACUAAAAUCUAAAAAUAGCGCACACGAAUCACAGAAAGAAUUGCAGAUGUUAUCUUGGUAUUAUCAAUACACCAAAGUAGAAUAUGCCCACAACCUCACUUCUUUGGAACAAACCAGGAAGUACUACUGUUUUGGGGUUCAACCAGCUGUUGCAAACUAAUACCUUAGGAAACGGUGGAAAAAGUCUUUCAAAUCCUUUGUCCAAAUGUUCUAGACUUUUUGGACAUGGACAUAUACAUACUAGAUUAAUAAUAAGGAAGACUUAUCACAAUUUCAAUGGAUACACUUAAGACUAGCACGAGAGUUUUGUGGGAGACUUAAUGCUUUUGAAUUUCGACACAUACUCAACAAAGACCCAAGUCUCCUUUAAAUCUAUAACAUAAUCUAACGCAGGGCUAUAGUGGACUAAAAUAUAUUUUCUAGUACCUCAGUAAUUAACUUUCAGAUACUUUUUUCUUCUACUGAUCUGCGAUCUAAUUUCAUGAUCUGCAAAAUGAUGGUGGCUAGCGGUCAUAAAAUGGUCUCCUACCUUUUUCCUUCAUAACCUCUGCUAGAAUAAGGAAACAGUGCAAAGGACAGCAGGAAGGAGAAGACACACUCACAUAGAAAAUGCAUAGUAAAGGGGAUUACACAGUGAGCUCUGCAUACAAAGGCCUGAAUCAAGAGGGAUCACUGCUCAGCUACUUGCGUUGGAAACUUAUAUGGAAGCAAAGAGGUAUCAGGUGGGAAAUGCCAAGAAUAACCUUCGAAGUCUUGACAAGAUGGAGCACAGAGAGCAAAUGCAGCACAAACAAAGACAGAUGGAAAAUUGUCUCAGCAACAAUUUGGUGGUCAAAAUGGAAGGAAAGGAACUCAAGGUGUUUUGGAAAUACAAGCAACCCCUUGCAAAGAAUCAAAAAUGAAUUGUAUCCUUCUGUUUUGCUUUUGGGGUAUAAGUCAGAACAUAUAGAUGAUCCAGUUUUAAUUAUUGAAAUUCUAUGUUUCUUGUUAGAAGAGCUAGGAGUUGGUCUUUUGUUUCUGCUUUUGUCUGGAUCCUCUGAUGUAAAACACUCAUUCUUUGUCUGAUGAUUUAUAUACAGAUUUUGUUACCUUCUCAGAAAAAAAAUUCUGCUAGUGUAAAAUUACUGAAAAGAAGAAAGAAACAUCUUAUAUCAGCAAACCAUUUCAAUCUAGUUAUCAAUAAGAUUAGCCUACUUCAAAGUCUGCUGAAAGUUUCAGGUGAUGAACAUUCAGAAUGUCCAAAUAAAUAAUUUCCACCAUACCAGUGGGGUAAAAGAUGAACAAAGGUUGUUGCUUAUUUUUUUUAAAAAAAAAUCUAGAAUUACUGCAACUAGUAAAAACAUUUCAAAGUUGAACUUCAAUUUAUCUUCCUCAAAAAAAUAAAAUGUGCACAGAAAUCGUGAUGUCAUUUAUACUGUAUAGCCAAAAGCUAAGACUCACGGAGACAAAUCUAUUGUAGUACUUCCAAGCACAAAUAUUGAAAGAAAC
This is a messenger RNA of Solanum lycopersicum (tomato), 1699 nucleotides long. Lineage: Eukaryota; Viridiplantae; Streptophyta; Magnoliopsida; Solanales; Solanaceae. The record is from RefSeq and is a predicted model, not a curated record.